Oikopleura dioica is the source of this 669-nucleotide messenger RNA. NCBI's taxonomy places the organism in Eukaryota, Metazoa, Chordata, Appendicularia, Copelata, Oikopleuridae. The record is from the annotation of a GenBank genome assembly.
AUGGAGGAAUCGCUCUAUUGUUUUUUGCUUGCAAGAUGCAUUGUCGUCCACGCAGAAGAUCUCGUCGACGCAACUGCCGAAUUUGACGGACAUCUCGCCAGCGAAGUUCGAAACUAUGGAGAAAUCAACAGUGACAUUAUCACGUACAUUCAUCGCUACGGAGAUGUCUUCGCCGAGGAGUUGAUGAACAGAGGACGGUCAUUCAAAGAGCGAGUUCAACCCGAGGAAAUCAACGGCGAGAACUUUCAGGAGCGAUUGCAAGAAGAAUGCGAAUUCUUAGAUCAAAUGGCAAUCAACUACGCGCGAAAAAUGAAGAAAGAGGCGUAUCGACGUCUCUGCAAAAAUGCUUUUCAAAGAUCCGUAGAAGCAACGGAGCAAAUUCUACAUGACGAUUCCAUCGAAGCCCCAGCCGAAAAUGCCUCAAUUGAAGAACGAAUCUACAUCAGGCGAGUCCGAAACUCAUCGACCAGCACAGUCGAUCUGACUGUAGAAUGCCACGGAUUACGAGUCAACACUUACGAGCAACUUGAAAUCGAGGAAGGAGGCAAACCAAGUGGACGUCAACGAAGACGAGUUGAUGAUAUUCUUCGAGAUGUGGCGAUUUAUUUCUUCCUCCUUUGUGUCAUUUGUAUCCCUUGCGCUGUGUUUCUCAUUUUGAGGAACCAGUAA